GGCGGGGGAGGCGGCGCGCGCAGCCGCGGCAGCGCCUCUGAGGAGCCGCCGAGAGCCCCCGGGGGGACGGACCGGGAAGGGCCCGGGCGGAAAGAGAGAGAAAACCGGGGCCAAUCGAGCCGAGCGGAGCCGGGGAACACCGAGGGGUUAUGAGGGCGGGCGCCGCCGCCGCUUCCCCGUGAGGAGCCGCGGGCGCGGGGAGCGCGCGAGGCCGCCCCGCCACAGGAAGCCAUUUUGUGGGCCCCCUCCUCCUCCUCCUCCUCCUCCUCCUCGCUCUCGUCCUCUUCUUCCUCCUCCUCGUCCUCCGCCGUCGCCGCCGCCCUCGGGAGCGGCCGGGCCCGGUGAAGGAGGCGGCGAGGAGGGGCGGCGGCGGCCGCCGCGCCCUCCCCCAUGGCGAAGAAAACCUACGACCUGCUCUUCAAGCUGCUGCUCAUCGGGGACUCGGGGGUCGGCAAGACCUGCGUCCUCUUCCGCUUCUCCGACGAUGCCUUCAACACCACCUUCAUCUCCACCAUUGGGAUAGACUUCAAGAUUAAAACUGUUGAAUUGCAAGGAAAGAAGAUCAAGCUACAGAUCUGGGACACGGCGGGGCAGGAGCGCUUCCACACCAUCACCACCUCCUACUACCGAGGGGCCAUGGGCAUCAUGCUGGUGUACGACAUCACCAACGCCAAGAGCUUCGAGAACAUCAGCAAGUGGCUCAGGAACAUCGAUGAGCACGCCAACGAGGAUGUGGAGAGGAUGCUGUUAGGAAACAAGUGCGACAUGGAGGAUAAAAGAGUUGUCCCUAAAGCAAAAGGUGAACAGAUUGCCAGGGAGCACGGUAUUAGGUUUUUUGAAACUAGUGCAAAAGCAAAUAUAAACAUUGAGAAGGCAUUCCUCACAUUAGCAGAAGACAUUCUUCGAAAGACCCCUGUAAAAGAGCCCAACAGUGAAAAUGUAGAUAUCAGCAGUGGCGGUGGGGUGACGGGCUGGAAGAGCAAGUGCUGCUGAACCUUCUCCUCUCUCACCAAUCGCCAUCCACCGCCCCUUUUUUCUCGCUGCAAAACAAACCACUCUGCCCGUUUUUUAACCUGAAACCAAUGUUUUUGUUCCUCAUCUUAACGAGCUCCUGCCUCCCCUUGGUUUUCCGGCUAGGACAGCUUUGCCUACUCCAGUUUUCUCAACACAUGUAUAGGAAAUUCAUCUCCGUGACUUCAUUUCCAUGUCCCCGCUCAACUCGCCACUACGUUUGGGUUGUAUUAUAGUCCCGUCCCUCCUGCCAUUAAACCCCAGAGCAAUCAUACUCAACUCUCUUCUGCAAAUUGUAUAAGAAUAAAGGUUAGAAUUAACAAUUGAUUUUGUACAACAGUGGAAUUUUCUGUCAUGGAUAAUGUGCUUGAGUCACCAUAUUCUCUAGAUGCAUCAGGCAAGAGCCAAGAAAAACUCAUUUUCGCCUUGAGUCCGUGAGUGGGGUUUCUUUGUCCUGUGCCUUAUGUGGAAAAAGGAACUUUUAUUUUCACUUUCUUUUCUCUUUUCUGGUGGAAGCAUGUGCAGGAGACAUCCCAUCCCCCGUGCCAUUGAGUCCCCACCUCUGUAGUGGUUGCUUUCUGUAACGUUGGUGUCAUGCAUCGAGGACAAAGGGUGGUGCAAAACAAAAGCAAACUCCAUGUAACCUGCUGUGUCUCCUCUUGCCAAUCCCGCCCUUCCCAACUCUUCCUGCUGCCAUUUUUUCCUCACUUUGCCUCUCUUUCCUUUCUUUUUUUUUUUUUGGUUGUUUUGUUUUGGUUUUUUUUUCUUUUCUUUUGCCUGCAUGCUGCUUUGAUUUGCAUUUCUCCAUGGUGUGAUGUGUUAAUGGAAAGGAUGGCAACGCGGUGUGUUUGCCAAAAAUUUAAUACAAAGCACUGAUUUAGCUUCCGAGGUAAAAAUGUUGAGAUUCCUCCUAACCCCCCUAGGCCUGUCCGUCACUAGUGGUCCCCUCCUCCCUCCCUCAUAGCCCCGGCCUUUCCCCCAUAUGGAAGAGUUAUUUGCAUGCACUAGUUUCUAUGGAGGGUGAUGUGGUUGUCUACUUUCUGUGUAUGAAUAUAACCUGGAUUCCCAAACUGACAGCAGUUCAUUAACACGAUCCCAGCUCCUUCCCCGCCGGCCGCUCCGAGGGCUGCAGGGCCGGGCCAAGGCUGAGAGGGACUGGAUGGAAAAAGGAAAGGAAAGGAAAGAAACCAGCCGGCGGGCAGUUUAAUUUAUUACCUCCCUGGAAACUUUCCGCUUGCCGGUGUCUGCAGCCGCGCUGGGCCAGCCCUGCUCCGGAUCCCGGUGGGUGAUUCCAGCCGGGCUGAUCCCGGGAUGGAGCGGCGAUCCCUGCCGGGAUGAUCCCGGGAUGGAGCGGCGAUCCCUGCCGGGAUGGAGCGGUGAUCCCUGUCGGGCUCAUCCCGGGAUGGAGCGGUGAUCCCAGCCGGGCUCAUCCCGGGAUGGAGCGGUGAUCCCUGGCCGGGAUGAUCCCGGGAUGGAGCGGGGAUCCCGGCCGGGAUGAUCCCGGGAUGGAGCGGGGAAUCCCUGCCGGGAUGAUCCCGGGAUGGAGCGGUGAUCCCGGCCUGGCUCAUCCCGGGAUGGAGCGGCGAUCCCGGCCUGGCUCCUCCCGGGAUGGAGCGGUGAUCCCGGCCUGGCUCAUCCCGGGAUGGAGUGAUGAUCCCGGCCGGGCUGAUCCCGGGAUGGAGCGGUGAUCCCUCCCGGGAUGGAGCGGUGAUCCCGGCCGGGAUGAUCCCGGGAUGGAGCGGUGAUCCCUGCCGGGAUGAUCCCGGGAUGGAGCGGUGAUCCCUGCCGGGCUCAUCCCGGGAUGGAGCGGCCGUUCCAGCGCUCCCAGCCGCUCCUGCCGCUGUCCCCGGCCGUGCUGGCCCUGUCCUGCCGCUGUCCCCGGCCGUGCUGGCCCUGUCCUGCCGCUGUCCCCGGCCGUGCUGGCCCUGUCCUGCCGCUGUCCCCGGCCCCGGGCCCGGUCCCGGCGCUGUCCCGGGACUGUCCCCGCUCCGCCCCGGCUGCAGUCGCCAACGCUGAGUGAAUUUGAAUGAAAUGACGGUGUUUGAACCCGGAGCUCCCGGGCGGGGACUCCCCGAGGUGUGUCCCUGUCCCUCUGUAUUCGGCAUUUUGUCCCCGAGCGUGUUAACCCUUUCCAGGCGAGCGGCUGCUGAGCUCGGGCUCAGCCUUGUACAGAGUCCGGCCGCUUUCAGCUAAAUCUGCACUUUCUAACGUGAUCAAAAAGGGAAAAAAAAGUACGGCGAAAUCUACACCAAGGGGGAUUUUCAUGUACAAUCCUUGUUUUAAACGUGAGCUUUUUUUCUCUUCUGUCCGAGCUCAGCUGCCCCCGCGGGCUCAGGCGGGGCGGCACCGGGAGGAGGGAGCAGCACGCUGCUGAAACAGAUAAAAACCCCCUAAAAAUAAUAAUAACAUGAAUAAUAAUGAUUAUAUCGGAGGAGUUUGCAGUAACCUGAUGUCUGCUGGUAUCUCAGCUCCCUGCUAGUUCCGAACUAACCUUGUGAAGCCUCUGCUUGGAAGCCCGGCCCAGCCCUGUGGAGUAGAGAAGGGGUCAGCAGCCCCUCCGUGCCCCCGGCCCCGCCCGCGGAGGGAGCUCAGCGCUGCCCUUUUCUCACCAAAAAAGCGUUAAACGAUGAAAUUGGUCCUGCUAAACCAAACCCGAGCUUGGCUCUGUCCCACGGCCGUGUCACACGCCGGGCUCGCCCUCGGACUCGGACGGUGGAAAAAAAAAAAACAGCAUCAAGGUCUCGGAUUAAUUCCCAUGCCGACAAUUUUUUACUUAAUCUUUUAAUAUUUUUGCUACUCCACUCUGGCUUUUUAUUUAAAACACAUUCUUUUGUACCACUUACUGUAUCAAAUUGUAUAAAAGAUCACUGUCCCAUUCUUGGUCGUACCAAGAGCAAAUAAAAGCUUUUAUAAACUUGCA
Taeniopygia guttata (zebra finch) is the source of this 3931-nucleotide messenger RNA. It is a transcript of the gene RAB10, whose product is annotated as RAB10, member RAS oncogene family. Gene Ontology annotation, molecular function: GTP binding; GTPase activity. The record is from RefSeq and is a predicted model, not a curated record. NCBI's taxonomy places the organism in Eukaryota, Metazoa, Chordata, Aves, Passeriformes, Estrildidae.